Molecule: messenger RNA, 4838 nt
Organism: Perca fluviatilis (European perch)
Lineage: Eukaryota; Metazoa; Chordata; Actinopteri; Perciformes; Percidae
Gene: zbtb7b
Product: zinc finger and BTB domain containing 7B
Exons: 4
Coding region: 531-2336 (601 amino acids)
Biological process (GO): regulation of transcription by RNA polymerase II; positive regulation of gene expression
Molecular function (GO): RNA polymerase II cis-regulatory region sequence-specific DNA binding; protein binding; DNA-binding transcription factor activity, RNA polymerase II-specific
Source: RefSeq, a predicted model, not a curated record
CACAGCGACAGACACCGCUUCUGGCCUAUCGCAUCAGAGUCGGACCCCCUCCGUCCUCUCUCUCCCUCCCUCACUACCUCCCUCCCCUGUGCCCUGCCCACCCCGGCGGUCUCUUCUCCAGCCCUGCCAGAGCCAAUCCGCGACUGGGUGUAAGUAGGGCAAGCCGCUUCCUGGUUCUCAGAAAGAAGGAGCUGGAGUCGGAGUGGGCCAGCGGAGGCAGCACACAGGGGGUCAGAGCAGCCCAGAGAGCCGGCGGUCUGCACAGACAAGAGACGAGAGGACCAACAAGAAAAACGCCGACGUACAAUUUGGCGAGGAUUAAAACCUCCCGGGUGUCGAUCUGAGGACGAAAGCAGCGGUGACCCCCCCCCGGUGGAGAAGAAAAGACAAGAGCUGUGAGGAUAGAAACAAAAAAUAAUAAGAAAAAGAAGUAGGCUAGGCAGGGUGGGACGGAAUAAUCCAGGAAGUGUGGAGGACGGUCAGGUGGGAGGCGACGAGUCUAAACAGGUGACACACCGGCACUCAGGUGUAUGACCUCUGCUGAUCUCCGGGCAAAGGACCAAAGAGGAGGGGGACGAGUGAGAGGCCGAAGAAAGCAGGCACCCAUCUUCUCCUGGGUUUAUGGACCGGAGGUGGCAAUGUCUCCAGGAGAGGACGGUCUGAUUGGGAUCCCCUUCCCGGAGCACAGCAACGAGCUCUUGUCCCACCUAAAUGACCAGAGGAGGACAGGACUACUCUGUGACCUCACUCUGACGUCCCGCGGGGCACGCUACCCAACUCAUCGCUCUGUCAUGGCCGCUGUCAGUCUCUACUUCCGCCGGCUAUUUGGGGCAGAGGAGGGGGGCGGCGAGGGCGGAGGAGGUUUCAGCGUGUGCCAGCUGGACUGUGUGGCCCCCGACGCUCUGGACGCCCUGCUGGAGUUUGCCUACACUGCCACCCUGACCAUCCCCAGCUCUGGGAUGAGAGAUGUGCUGCGAGGGGCUCAGCUUCUGGGCAUCCAGUGUGUGGCUGACGCGUGCAGAGACAUCCUGGGGGAGACGGCUCAGGCGGAGGGGGAGACGGCAGAGGAACAGAGAGCCCAACACACAGCUACUGAGAGGAUGGCGAGGGGAGAGAGCAGGGUGGAGAGAGGGUCCCGAAGAAAAACGGACAAAAAGAAGGUGAAAAAAGUUGGUUCACAUCACUUCAACUCCUCGGUUUUGAACCCACCACCUGCUUCUCCCGUCUCGCACCCUUCACCUGCAUCCGACAGCCUUCGCUCCCUGCCGUCUACCCAGCCUCCGAGCCCUGAACAGGAGGAGCUUCGCCUCAAAUCCAGGCAAAACGGAGAUUCCAGUGCGAUCAGAAAGCCAGGUAGAGGGGCCACACUAAAUGGAGGGCUUUUUCACUGGCUGCAUGAGCGCCCCCAUAUAGCCCAUCCUCCUCCUGUCCCGCCCUUGAACGACAAGCUGUCAGAGGAUGAGGACAUGGAGGGUUUUGGCGACGAUGGUAUGCUGAUGGAAAGCACCUCCUUACCUACCUCUGUAGCUGAUCAAAGAGCGGCGGCAUCAGCAGCGGGAGGUGGGAGGAAGAGGAAGUCUCAGACGCCCCAGCAGUGCCCUGUUUGUCAGAAGAUCAUCCAUGGAGCAGGAAAACUGCCCCGACACAUGAGGACACACACUGGAGAGAAGCCCUUCCAAUGCUCUGCUUGCGGAGUCCGUUUCACCCGGAAUGAUAAGUUGAAGAUCCACAUGAGGAAACACACUGGUGAGCGUCCUUACCCCUGCCCGCACUGCCCUGCCCGGUUUCUCCACUCAUACGACCUCAAAAACCACCUGUCCCUCCACAGUGGGGCGAGGCCCUUCGAAUGCCCGCUCUGCCACAAGGCCUUUGCCCGAGAGGACCACCUCCAGCGUCACCGCAAGGGAGACAGCUGCCUGGAGCUGCGCACACGCCGGCCCAGACGUGGGGCUGAGCUUGGGGAGGAUGGGAGUGAGGAAGGAGGCGGGAGAGAGCAGUCCAACCCUCUGGAGGCUCUGUCUUUACAGGCCCACUCCUCGGCGUUUCUCCCUCGCACGAUGCUAGAUGGCGGGAGUGGAUCCGGUGUCGGCCCCCCGCUGAUGUUUCCAGUUGACGAGAGGGAGCGGUCUCUCGCCCUUCAGGCUUUGGCUCAACUUGGGCCUCACAGGCUGGCGGGCUACCCUGAGCUCUUCCUGCGAGGUCUGGAGCUGCGAGGGGGCAAAGAGGCAGAGGGAGAAGAUCCAGGAGGAACCCACUCGCCGGCUGCGCAGCAGGACCGAUGGGCUGACGAAGUUGAAGAGGAAAUUGGAGAAGAAGAAGCGGAGGAGGAGGAAUAGUGAAAAGAGGGUUGUGUGUGUGUGUGUGUGUGUGUAUGUGUGUGUGUGUGUGUGUGUGUGUGUGUGUGUGUGUAUACCUGUGCGUGUCUGUGUGGUAAAGCAUCCACAGUAAAAAAAAAUCUCACUCAGGUGGCUGGACUAAUGACCUUCUGCUCCAAUAUAGAGAGCGCUUAAAAAAAUAAAAAACAACUAAAUGUUAUUAAAAGAAAAAAAAAUGGAAAACGGGUUUUCUUAGAUAUUUUAAAUGUUUGUCUUCUGGCCCUUUGCAUUUUGAUUUCAUUUGUCUUUUUAGAUUUUAUUUCUCGUUUGCUGUUUAAUUUUAUGUAUUUCAGGUUUGAGCUGUUUGGUUUGAUUUUUCUAGCUGGACAUGCGUGUGUUGCGUGUGUGGUAACUGGGAUGCUUUUCACUAUGCAAACUAAAAUCCGGAGCUGCGACAUGAAGGGAUCUUUAAAGAAGUUUAUUUUAGUUACAACACAAAUGUAUUGAUGCAGGUGCAAUUCAAAAGUCAUAGCUCCUAGAUCACAAGAAUGAGUUUGUGUGCCCGCUGUCCUCUGGUGGUUAUCAUUAGAAAGGCAGUGCAAUUAAUCAAACUAAUUCUGUACAUUGUCAGCAAUAAUGUUCGUUGUGUCUUUUCUUGUUAGUGGUAAUCUUUGCUUUGACUUGGUGCUUAAACCAAAGAUUUUUAGUUCAACUGUUUUCUUAAGUCUUAAGUUAACAGGAGAGGAGAGAGGUGAAUUGUAGCCAAUGUUGGGUUUAAAGAGAAGACUCUUCCCAACUGUUUUGAUAGCCAUGAGAAAGAAUCUGCUUCCAUGUUUGAGUGUUUCAGAGCCGUAGAGCUCUGUGUUAAAUGCCUGACCAAAAUAGACAAAGUCUGGGUCAAUGAGUUCCUGUUGAUUAUGUUGAAGACAUAUCUUCCUUUCCCAAAGGCUGUGGAUUAUCAAUGCACUCAUUUGGGUUCCUUGUUUGAAAAGAAAUAUGGAAAAGGGGCAAAAAAAAGUGAGGGGAUGAAAGAGUUGGCAUUCCCCCUUUUCUGUACUUAUUUAUUUAUUGUUAUUUAUUAUGGUUCUUCUGCUGAAACUCUUUUAUAAGACCAAAUCCAAGGGUGGGACACAGAUCACAAGUCUUAGAAAAAGCUGCAUUGCGAUAAAGAUUUUGACUCAACAUUUCCAUAUAAGUUAACGCCUUUUUUAUGGGCUGUGUGUCUUCUUUUGACGAUUCUUCCUCAAAUGCAUUCUUUGCACAUUUAACCCUGUCAGGUACUGCAAUAAUACAGGCACAUUCCAUCCUCCAGGAUAGAGAGAAGGGAACAGAGCAAAGAAGAAGUCAGGGGGUUUAAAACCUUCGAUGAAACUGGAACACAAAAUGACUUGUUGUUUGACAUGUUCAGCAUGCUUUUCUGUUGUUAAUUUAACAUGUAUAGUAGUGUAACACAUGUUAACAUGGCAGUUCUACAGAUCGGCCACUGCUGUUCUAAAGGGGCCAUUAUCAUUUGAGUUAAUCUAUCUUCAACCAAAAACCUUUUUAGUUUGCAUCAUGCUUUCCCUGGACCAGUACAUUAAGGCCUUUUGCAGGGUGUAAUGCAAUCAUUAAUGGUUUUAAACGGUUAAGCAGUUGUCUUUUUAUUUCCAAAUCUCUUGAAAACCAUGUCGUCAGAACCUGCUGUAGCAGUCAUGCUGGUCUGACUCUGUGUGCACUAUCCGUUCCUUGUUGUGUAGUAAACCUUUUUUUAAAUUUCCAGUUUAUUUGCACUAUGAGAUUUGAGAGCUUCAAGCCUUUUUGUCUGACCUUCAAUAUCUAGUCUAUUAACUCUCUCAAUUCCAUUUAAGAUUGUGAUUGAAAUACUUCUUUAAAACCUGCAUACAUAGAAUAAUCUUCCUCGUGCAUAAUAGUACAGAGUUAUAGUCAAUAUAUUAUAUAUUGGGAUGAAGUUGCCUUAGAUUUUUUUUUUUGAGCUGCAACUACUCUCAGGAAAUCUUGAGCAAUGCACUAAGUGAUUAUACACAAUAUAAAAUGGGAAGAAUGGUUUGGUGCUGUCGGGUGAUUGACACUCUUCAUGUAAGCGUAAGGCCAGUAGUUUCAAAAUAAGAGAUUUUGUAUGAUUUGAUGAUUGAAAACCAAAUUAAUUAAACCUAUUAUGAGAUUAAAAAAUAGGGAAAUAAUAGGUAUGAUAGUAAACUCCUGGCCUUACUGGAACCAGUCCUACUGGAAUGGCAGUAUGACAGUUGGUACUAUCCGUGAAGGGUGUUUGUGCUCCCAGUCGGAGCUUUGUGAAUGAAUGAGGGUUAACUGAUGCCAGCUGUGAAGUGUGUGUUUCUUUGUGAGCUGUUUGUUUUCUUGGCUUCGGUGAGGGGACAUGGGGUCUGGUCUGUGUAGAGACCCCGCUAUCAGGGAUACAUUUUUGUCUUUCAGUUUUUAGUGGAACCUUUUCAGAGGUAUGAAUUAAUUUUCCCAUCAUUUGUUUCAAUAAAUGUAAAGAAAAUAAAUAAACAUAUCUCAGCUUGA